AUGCCGACCAUCAAUGUCAAGCCUGGCUCUAACCAGGAACUGCAGCUGAUUGCAGAUGCCCUAGGCAAAUCGCGGAAGGUGGUAGUUGUUACUGGCGCUGGAAUAAGCACCAAUUGUGGUAUACCGGACUUCCGCUCUGAGGAUGGCUUGUAUUCGUUGAUCCAGGCUCAGUAUGAUGCUGCCUUGCAAAACCCACCUUGGGCGAACUCAAAUACCUUUAAUAUCGACGACAGACCGAAAAAGCGGGUAAAGCCAUCGUACUUCUUUGAAGUCGUGGCCCCUGAUGGUAAUGUUGUCGGUGUUGUUGACGAACAGCGCUCAACACCACAACGACCACGCCGGCGACAACAAGAACCACGUAUAUCUCCCAGAUCUCCGUCCACCAGCCCUCUCAGCUCCCGCUCAGUCACUCCGACAGUCGACUUCUUAGACUCAACUUCCUCAUCUCGUCGUCCCUCAUUACAAAUUGAAACGUCCACUGGAAGCACAAGUAACGAGAGUUAUUUUUCGUCGACCGACCCAGAUUCGUCACAAACUUGCUCGUACGUCUCUGAGCGGCAGUUAGACUCCAUUCACGUCGAGAUCCUGCCCUCAACUGCUGAUCUAAACCAAAGACCCCAGAGAGUAUUAUGCGAACCGCAACAAUCCUUUGAGUUUAACUCAGAUAUCAAGAGUUCAAACACUUUAGCACGCGCGCCCAUAACCACACCCCUUUCAAACAAUCAAUUACCAUCCACCGCGGACUCCAUCCGACCUCAACCUGUUCCAACUAGUUCAACAAAUCCAUCGAUUGGCUCUCUAUCUUCGACCCCUGAACUCCUUCCCUCCAUCCGUCAAUCUCUUCAAACAGAGGACUCAGGCUUGAGUUCAAAGUCCGAAUCAAGAGCCCUACCGAAUCUCAAGGGCCGUGAUCUAUUUGACUCUAUGAUAUGGUCGGACCCGUUUACAACAUCCAUAUUUUACAUGUUCAUCUCGUCCCUGCGACAAAAAAUACGAAACCAAGUCACUAGUACAACAGAUACUCACCAAUUCAUCAAAGCUUUGCGAGAUGGCGGACGUCUGGUGCGCAAUUAUACCCAAAACAUCGACUGCUUGGAAGAACGUUUGGGGCUUUCUACAGACAUCUCGCGUGGACCGGGCAAUCGCUCGCGUUUCCACUCGAAAAUGCAGCGAGAAGCGCGACCGACCGAGGUCUCCGGAGACUCCCCUCACAACGGAGGAGUUGAGAUUGUUCUGCUCCACGGAGGAUUGGGUGCGUUGCGCUGCGGGAUUUGCGGCCAGCGUACCAGUUGGGACGAAGACGGUAGAGAAGCCACGACGCUUUCCGGGCAGGCACCGGACUGUCCGUCGUGCGCUGAGUAUAAUGCCCGUCGUACGGGAAGAGGAAGAAGAGGGCUUGCAAUUGGCCGACUAAGGCCAGAUAUUGUCUUGUACGGGGAAGAGCAUCCCAAUGCCAAUCUGGUGGGGCCCCUGAUUACGCACGACUUGGGACUGGGUCCCGAUUUAUUAUUGAUAAUGGGGACGAGCUUAAGAGUCCAUGGCUUGAAAGUCAUGAUUAAAGAAUUCGCAAAGGCGAUUCGAACGAAGGGAGGGAAGGUAGUCUUCGUGAACAGGACGAAACCCGCCGAAAGCACUUGGGGAGAUAUAAUUGACUACUGGGUAGAGUGGGACUGUGAUGCCUGGGUUCGAGAUGUGAAAGAUAGGCGGCCAGAGGUAUGGUUGCCUCAAGGCACCGUCGAAGAUUGGAAGCGGAAGGAACCAUCUAGCGACACCAAACCAGUAACGAAGAAAGCACAUAGUGAUUGCAAGCCGCCAUCCAAGAGGCCAUCCAGGCCACAGGCUACUAGAGAUGACAAGAUGAACGGUGUCUAUGUCACGUUCAAAAUUCUUGAUACCUUGGGCAAAUUUGUGGACCCUGAAGGUCGAAGUGCAGACCGGUUGCCAUAUUUUGAAAAGGCUACCCCGAGGACAUCCACGACUUCUAUAACAAAACCAGUGGCAGGUAAAAAGGUCAUAGCGCCUAAAAGAAGGACUAAGUCUUUAUCAAGCUCAAAACCCCAAACCACAAAAGCAAAUCUGAGCAAAAAGCGCAAGUCUUGCCCGGGUGGCGAAGUUAACGAUGAAGGGGGCAGCAAUGAGCUGUCGGCUAGAGUUAUGGAAGGAUGGGAGAAGUUGCGUGGUAUGGCGCCUACUCUUUCAGCUGAGGCCCCUUCUCGAGAAGCCCUAUCCAAUCUGUCUUUGAACCUCCUCCGUGAAAGCAAAUUCAUGUUCAGUGCUACCUUCAACCAUUUCCCAAACCUAGGAGGGAUCUGUCCAUUGAAUCAGAUGAACCUCGUUACACAUCCCCCGUUCGGAUCAACUCUGCCUUUACACCGCAGUCCUAAGAAAGGAUCUUUACACCGCAGGCAUACCGUUCACGCCUAUGGCACUCGAGCCUCGAAAGUUUCUAGCAGCGCAGACACAAUCGCCUUUGAUAAAGAUUCCCCUCCAAAACAUACCAUUUGGUUAAGCGAGGAGGACACUAUCGUGGUCAAAACACAGGAACCUGGUGAUGGUAUUAAGGAAUCUCUACCUACACCACCUGGAAGUGGCCCUUUCACGCCAACCUCGCAGCGUAUUAAGAGGAUGGGGAGUAUUGGGGCUAUUCUAUCAAGCCCGGAGGAUGAGGUGGAGGUUUGGCACGACGCAUCUGAGAUUCUGACUUGA
Molecule: messenger RNA, 2706 nt
Organism: Venustampulla echinocandica
Lineage: Eukaryota; Fungi; Ascomycota; Leotiomycetes; Helotiales; Pleuroascaceae
Exons: 2
Coding region: 1-2706 (901 amino acids)
Molecular function (GO): NAD+ binding
Source: RefSeq, a predicted model, not a curated record